This is a messenger RNA of Lepisosteus oculatus (spotted gar), 1022 nucleotides long. RefSeq names its product nuclear receptor subfamily 0, group B, member 1 (gene nr0b1). Gene Ontology annotation, molecular function: transcription corepressor activity; transcription factor binding. Lineage: Eukaryota; Metazoa; Chordata; Actinopteri; Semionotiformes; Lepisosteidae. Gene Ontology annotation, cellular component: nucleus; cytoplasm. Gene Ontology annotation, biological process: negative regulation of transcription by RNA polymerase II. The record is from RefSeq and is a predicted model, not a curated record.
AGGUGUGUUUGAGCAUAUGAAAAAAAAAAAGUCUGCCCAAGUUCUUACGGAUGGGAGGAAGGAAAUAUACAUCUGCUGCGUGAGUGAGUCACAGGUCUAACUAAACACACCACAGCAGCUUCAAAGCAGCGUGGAAAACAGGGACAGUGCGAAUGUGAAGAAGGAUGGCUUGCUUCAACGGCUGUCACUGCCUCGCUGACAGGAGGCAAAACAGUAUCCUCUACAGCAUUUUAAAAAACGACAAACAGACGGAGCUCCACGCCCGCGUACACCAAGGCAUCGCCCAGCAGGCUUGCUCUUGUGGAUCCAAGAAAAAAGUAACGCUGAGGUGUCAGCAGAUCACUUGCAAGGCAGCUUCCGCGGUCUUGGUGAAGACGCUUAAGUUUAUCAAGAACGUGCCUUGCUUUCGUGAACUGCCGGGGGAUGAUCAGCUCCUGCUGGUGAGGCACUGCUGGGCACCGCUGUUAGUGCUUGGCAUGGCACAGGACCGAAUUGAUUUUGAGACCACCGAGACGCCCGAGCCCAGCAUCUUAGAAAGGAUCUUAACUAACGGCCAGGGAAUUCAAGAGGAUCCCCAUCAGCAAAAUGACCUGCUUUCCAUCUCUGAAACCCAAGGCAUUAAAGCGUUCCUGGGCAAGUGUUGGGGGCUGGACAUAAGUACCAAGGAGUACGCAUACCUGAAAGGAGCGGCUCUGUUUAAUCCAGAUCUGCCAGGGCUUCACUGUCAACACUAUAUCCAUGGUCUACAAAGAGAAGCACAACAAGCACUUAAUGAAUAUGUCAAAAUGGUUCAUAGGGAAGAUCCUGCUCGUUUUGCCAAACUGUUCAUUACACUUUCUAUGCUCAGAAACAUCAAUGCGAAUGUCAUCACUGAACUGUUCUUCAGACCCCUCAUUGGUACUGUAAACAUGGAAGAUCUUCUGUUGGAGAUGUUUUAUGGCAAAUAAUACCAUCAUCUUGUUGUUACUGAACAAUGGUACUGAAAUGACAAUAAGCUGCUUACAAAAAAACAUAGCUCUUUU